AUGCCUUCCAACGUGACAGUUUUCUACCCCCAGCCCAAAGAGGGCGAGUUCUUCGACAUGGACUACUACAUCAACAAACACAUGCCCAUCGCCAACGAGCUGUGGACGCCUCUGGGCCUCCAGAACUGGCAGGUCCUCCGGUUUGGCCCUGACGCCCCCUACCACGUUGUCGCAAUCUUGAACUGGGAAAACGAGGGCGACGCCGACAGGGCGCUCAAGCACGAAGCAGCAAAGACUGUUAUUGCCGACGUGGUCAACUUCACAAACUUGAAGCCUACCCUGACGCCUGGCGAGAUCACUGGCGCCUGGGAGCGAAAGUAA
Molecule: messenger RNA, 321 nt
Organism: Trichoderma gamsii
Lineage: Eukaryota; Fungi; Ascomycota; Sordariomycetes; Hypocreales; Hypocreaceae
Exons: 1
Coding region: 1-321 (106 amino acids)
Molecular function (GO): oxidoreductase activity
Source: RefSeq, a predicted model, not a curated record